Pyricularia oryzae 70-15 is the source of this 2913-nucleotide messenger RNA. RefSeq names its product ATP-dependent DNA ligase domain-containing protein. The transcript is spliced from 2 exons. Gene Ontology annotation, cellular component: DNA ligase IV complex. Bases 1 to 2913 code for a protein of 970 amino acids. Gene Ontology annotation, biological process: nucleotide-excision repair, DNA gap filling; DNA recombination; double-strand break repair via nonhomologous end joining. Gene Ontology annotation, molecular function: ATP binding; DNA binding; DNA ligase (ATP) activity. NCBI's taxonomy places the organism in Eukaryota, Fungi, Ascomycota, Sordariomycetes, Magnaporthales, Pyriculariaceae. The record is from RefSeq and is a predicted model, not a curated record.
AUGCCUUCACCCUCGGGUUUCCCGUUCGCAUACGUGUGUAACCUUUUGCAGCGGUGCGAAGACAAUGCGAAACAAUGCGGACCAAAGACGAACCAUCAAUUCAUCAAGGAAUGGUUCGCAAGUCACAAGAGGCGAAUCGCCGACAAUGUCGACCUUUCCGCCCUCGUUUCUACACUCCUACCCACAAAACGUCCAGAUCGAGUCUAUUCUAUCCAGAUCAAGAGACUUACAAGCAUAGUAGCACGAGCUCAUCAUCUUGGACGCACUCGCGUCUUGCAGCUAGAAGCCUGGCAGCAGCCAGGCAGCGGAAAGGAUUUUGCAGAGUGCGUACGGGAUGUUCUCAACGAUACGCCCAACACGUGCACGGCCCCGCUGGUAACUGUCGAAGAAGUCGACGAGAUACUCCACCACAUUGCUGCUCGAUCUCGCUUCAGCUCACCAAAAGUACAAUCAUCUGUAGCGUUUUCUGGUAGGACUGACGAGUGUCAUCUCCGGUUACAGCAACUUUACAACCGCCUGGAACCCAAUCAAGCCAAAUGGCUUACUCGCUUGGUCCUCAAAGACUACUCACCUGUGGACCUGAGCCCAAGUCACAUUCUAAAGGGUGUCGAUCCUCUCCUCCCUGUACUCCUCAAAAUAUACGAUGACCUCCCUACCGCCAUCAGUCGCAUGCAGCAACGUGGCGCAAGGGGAGUGACGACUUAUGACGACACUACCGGCACUAUGAUUGCAAACCUGGCAGCCCGCUUCAAGCCAAUCCUUGGCGUCAAAGUAGGCAGACAAGACUGGAUCAAGGCACGCAGCAUCAAGCAUUGUAUGCAAAUGGGCCGUGGACGGAUGAGCAUCGAAAAGAAGAUGGACGGCGAAUACUGUCAAAUCCAUGUCGAUAUCUCCAAAGGCCCCAACUGCAUACAGAUAUUUUCCAAAAGCGGCAAGGACAGCACGAUGGACCGCGUCAACCUGCAUCCUGCAAUCAGAACAUCUUUGAAGAUUGUCUACAGCGAAAAGGAGGGCAAGAUUCUUCCGUUUGAAAAGAUCCGGAAGCACGUCUCGCGAGCCGGGACAUACUUUCACAGAUCUGAUGAUGACUCGCAGGCUCAUCCCUGGGAACGACUGAUGAUUGUCUACUACGACGCGCUGAUGAUAGACGACGAGUCUCUGCUGGGGGUGCGACACUCUGAGAGGUUCAAGCGGCUCAAGCAGCUCGUGUCAUGCAGUCCAGGCGUGGCUAUCAUCGUCGAACGUAAAGUCAUCGACUUUGAUCAAAACGGCCAUGCAGCCUCGGAUCUACGACACAUGUUUGCUCAGUGCAUCACAUCACACCAAGAAGGCUUGGUCCUCAAGGCUGACGAUCCUUAUUUUGACUUUGGAGACGUGCGCAAGUCUUACUACUGCUGCGCCAUCAAACUCAAGAAGGAGUACAUUGGCAAUUUUGGCGAUGUUGGAGAUUUUGCCAUUGUCGGCGCCAGAUAUGACCCCGUCAAGGCCAAGGACUACGACGUGCCUAACCUCAGAUGGACACACUUUUACGUCGGCUGCUUGAACACGGACAAGCUACAGCAGAUGGAACGUCCACGCUUUACUGUUGUCAACGUUGUGGAGCUCAACAACACUCAGAUGGAGUAUUUUGCAAAAUACGUGAGCCCCGACUACGCCUUGGCAGAAGAAGCUCCGGACUCUGCACCGCUUCUUCACUUUGAACGUGGCAUUGACAACGGCAAGCGUCCGUCCAUCAUCUUUCCCGAGCCGCCCGUUUUUGACCUUCGCUGCUUCUCCUUUACUCGAGAGGCCAACCUCGCAAAGCAUUACACCAUGCGGUUCCCAAUGGUCAGCAAGAUUCACUGCGACCGCACCUGGCGCGAUGCUGUCAGUCUUGAUGAACUUCAGGAAAUGGCCAAGAAGGAGUUGAAUUCUUCCCAACCUGACGACAGUCAAGAGCUUCAAGAUUGGAUCGCCAGACUGGAGAAUGCGGAUCCUGGUAGAGUCACGGGAAUCAGCCAAGAGUCAGAGACACGUCAGACAUCUCAGGAAAGCGUCGACUCGGGUUGCUGUGCACCGAUCACUCGACAUGUUCCCACCUGCGACUCUCCCAAGCAGAUGCUUAGACGGGCGGCGACAUGCAAUCUUGAGACUCCAUCCGUCAUGGACCUGACCAUGUCACCAAAGGCUUCACUCAAGCGCAGCAGUACAGUCCCAGAUGCUCGUGCUCCCAAGCGUCGCCUUGAACAGAUAGACUUGAAUACCUGCAGCAAUACGUCUGCAACAUCUGACCGGCCGGUCGAGGACGUGCGCUGUCCUGAGGAUGCCAACGCUCAGGUAAAGGAAAAGGUUGGCGCCAGUGAUCCGGUCAUGUCUUCAUUUCCAGUUGACUCUGUCGGACUAUCAAGUGCACCGGACAAGGACGUACGGACCAACAAAGCUGGGAAAUGUAAAUACCACGGCAAAGAUUGCGCUUUCAAGGGCUGGCUGUUCCUCCUAUCUCCCUGCGUCGCCAACUUCCCCUGGGUGACCGAUGACCUCCUCGGCGGACACGGCGUACACAGCUUUGAGACGGAUGUAGCAGCAUGGAAUCGGUUCCUGGAAGCAGAGGAUGCCACCAUCGCCGCCGCUCGCUCCAGACAAGAACGCCCGAGGACCACCAAAAAGAUGAUCAUUGUCGACGGCCGGCGCAGGGAAGCCACGCAAGACUUUUUGAUGAAGAUUGAGAUGCGGCGCAAGGAGCGGCAUGAAAAGUACGGCAGGGCGAGCAUGGCCGAAGUGUUUGACUGGCGGGUGCUAGAGGUGGUCAUGGACCGGGAGCGCCUGACUGCGAGCGGAAAGGGGGAGAGGAGGGGGUCCAGACUAGGCAAGGAUCGAUGCGAUUACGAGGACAAGGAAAAGAUUUGGAGGAAGCAUUACGUUGGGCUUGUAUGA